Molecule: messenger RNA, 1545 nt
Organism: Penicillium cosmopolitanum
Lineage: Eukaryota; Fungi; Ascomycota; Eurotiomycetes; Eurotiales; Aspergillaceae
Product: sugar transporter family protein
Exons: 4
Coding region: 1-1545 (514 amino acids)
Biological process (GO): plasma membrane lactate transport
Cellular component (GO): plasma membrane
Molecular function (GO): secondary active monocarboxylate transmembrane transporter activity
Source: RefSeq, a predicted model, not a curated record
AUGGAUGCUGGGUGGUUUUACUCCCCCGCGCAGAUUGUCCGUUACUUUUCUACGCGGGUGACGAGUCUUAAACCUCCUCAAAACAAACUGCGAAACCCAUACGCAAUCCUUAAAGAACUCACAUCGCAUCAAUGGCUUAUGUUUGCUGCGGGCUUUCUAGCCUGGACAUGGGAUUCUUUCGACUUUUUCACCGUGUCAAUGACAAUAACCGAACUGUCGGAGGAAUUUGGGGUAUCUUACUCUGACGUAUCAUGGGGUAUGACCGUCACGCUCAUGCUUCGCUCGGUCGGCGCCAUCAUUUUCGGGUUGCUCGCUGAUAGAUACGGACGGAAAUGGCCGAUGAUCACCAAUCUAUUCCUUUUCAUCAUUCUCGAACUUUGCUCUGGGUUCUGCAAUACAUUGCCGCAAUUCCUGGGUGUUCGAGCACUGUAUGGAAUAGCAAUGGGGGGACUCUUUGGACCAGCCGCCGCUACUGCCCUCGAAGACCUCCCGUACGAAGCACGCGGUAUCCUCUCCGGACUAUUCGAAAUGGGAUAUGCAACGGGAUAUCUUCUCGCUGCUGCUUUCUAUAGAGCUCUUGUCCCCACAACAUCGCAUGGAUGGAGAAGCCUGUUCUGGUUUGGAGCCGGUCCACCUAUCCUGAUCAUCGCCUUCCGGUGGUAUUUGCCAGAAACAAAUCAUUUCCAAGUGAUGAAGGCCGAGCGUGAAGCUCGCGCAAAAGCAGUGGCAGAGGAUGGAGACACAAAAGGGAAAGACUUUCGAGUAUUUGUACGUGAUGCUGGACGCGCACUCCGGGAUAAUUGGGUACUCUUUGUUUAUCUGAUCGUCUUGAUGACGGGCUUCAAUUCAUGCUCCCAUGGAAGCCAGGACUUUUAUCCGACCUUCCUCAAAGAUCAAGUCGGGAUGGACGCAACACAGACAACAGUUAUCACUGUCGUUGGCCAAAUUGGUGCGCUAAUUGGAGGAUGCUCGAUUGGCUAUAUUAGUACAUUCUUUGGUCGGCGGUUAACCAUGAUGGUAUCCUGCGUGAUUGGCGGGGCAGUUAUCCCAGCUUACAUUUUACCACGCGAUAUGUCCCUUGUCGCCAGUGCCUUUUUCGAGCAGAUUUUCGUCGGUGGAGUCUGGGGACCCAUGCCCAUUCAUCUCCUGGAGCUAUCGCCGAUUGCGCUUCGCUCGCUGAUGGUUGGACUGACUUACCAACUUGGUAACUUGGGAUCCUCUGCCUCGGCUACUAUACAAUCUAUCAUUGGUGAGAGGUACCCGCUUCCAGCUGGACCUGACGGAAAGAAGCGCUUCGAUUAUGGUAAAGUGAUUGCAAUUUUCAUGGGAGCCGUGUGGGCAUUUAUUCUCUUCUUCCUUUUCUGGGGUCCCGAAAUGUCACAAGAAGAGCGCGAAGAAGAGGCUGAGGCUUCGCUGCGGCUGGAGGAACUUCGGGCUUCGGGUGUUAGCUUGGCAGAGAUUGGAGAAGCGCAGUUCCGAGGAAAGGAUAUUGAUCGGAAUAGUACACAUGAUGAGGAGAAGGCAGUCGCCGGGCAUGUUGAGUGA